AUCUUAUUAUUAUAUACAAUAUACACAGACGCACAUACACACAGACGUACAUACACAUAGACGUUUUCAACCUAUAGAGAAAAAGAAUCAGCCAAACAAUGUCUACAGCUGAAGAAUCUAAACCCGGUCAAUUCGACGGUCUCGAAAGCGAAUACAAAUAUACUCGAGGAAAACCAAUUCAAUUCAAAAAAUUGACAGACAAAAAGUUAAAAACCAAGUUCAAAAAACAAGAAGCUCAAAUCAAGGAAGCAGCCCAAGCAGCAGCAAGAAAUGAACUCUUGUUGGGUGAAGAUGCAGGUUUCCUGGAAUCCGAAGGUGUCGAAAAGACUUUCAACUACAGACAGGAACAGCUUGCCAAAGAAACCGAUAUCAAUACCAGCAAAAAGAUCUUCUCAUUAGAUCUUCCUGAAUUUGGUCCUUAUGCUAUUGACUAUACUCGUAACGGUAGACAUUUGUUGCUCGGUGGAAAGAAAGGUCACCUUGCCGCUUUUGAUUGGCAAACCGGAAGACUUCAUUUCGAGACUCAUGUCAAGGAAAUUGUCCGUGAUGUAACAUGGCUUCACAACGAAACAAUGCUCGCAGCAGCACAAAAGAAAUACGUAUACAUUUAUGAUCAAACAGGUCUCGAAAUUCAUCGCAUGAAGAACCAUAUUGAAGUCAACAAAUUAGAGUUCCUUCCUUACCACUUUUUGCUCGCUACUGUUGGAAAUGGUGGAUACCUUAAAUACCAGGAUACUUCUACUGGUCAACUCGUUGCUGAACACCGCACUCGCCUUGGUCCCUGCAAAACCAUGACCCAGAACCCAUGGAAUGCAGUUAUCCACCUUGGACACGCUAACGGCACAGUUACACUCUGGGCACCAACCAUGUCAGCACCUCUGGUUAAGAUGCAAUGUCACAAAGGUCCUGUUCAGGCUAUUGCCAUAGAUAAUUCAGGAAACUACAUGGCAACAUCGGGACUUGACGGCCAAAUGAAGAUCUGGGAUAUCAGAAAGUUCGAUGUCGUCCACGAGUACUUUACACCACGACCGGCCACUUCUCUUUCAAUCUCUCAGCGUGGUCUUUUGGGUGUAGGAUGGGGAUCCCAUGUGACGGUCUGGAAGGAUGCUUUGCGCACAAAGCAGCAAUCACCUUAUAUGCAACAUUUGCAGCCUGGAUCGUCUAUUGCAGACAUUCACUUCUGUCCUUAUGAGGAUGUGCUCGGUGUUGGACACGACAAGGGAAUGAGCAGUAUUGUUAUACCAGGCUCUGGUGAACCCAACUUUGAUUCUCUUGCUGCUAACCCUUACCAGACCAAGAAGCAAAGACAGGAAGCCGAAGUGCACAGUUUGUUGGACAAGCUUCAGCCUGCUAUGAUUACCCUCAACCCAUCUCAUAUCGGUAAGGUCACUAAACUGACCAAGGAAGAUAUUAUAAAACAACGCCAAGAAGCUGCGGAGGCAAAGGCUGCUGCCGAAGAACCCGAGAAGGAAAGAAAGAGAAUGCGUGGUAGAAACUCGGCAAUGAAGCGUCACUUGCGCAAGAAGAGAAACGUUAUUGAUGAUAACAAGAUGGCCUUGAUCGAGAAGAUCCAGGCAAACAAGGACGCCAGAGAAAAACAAAAACAGGGCGAGAAACCAUUCACAGCACUCGACAUCUUUACCUAAUAUUUUUUUUUAUGUAUAUAAAAAAGAAAGGACAGCAGCAGAAGCAACAGCUACAGCACCACCACCACCACUAUCAUCACCAGAAAUCACAUCACUACCACUACCAAUACUAGUACUUGUACCAUCACAACCAUAGUCGCAACCACAACUACAAAUAACACCAUCACCAUCACCAUCACUACUACUAUUACUAUUACUACUGCUACUAACAGUAACAGUAACAGCAACAAACAAACAAAAAAAGCAUAUUCUUUUGAUCCUUCCAUUCUUCAACGCCCCUUUCGUAUCCAAUACAGUAAUAAAUUGCAUUUCAAAUUUU
Phycomyces blakesleeanus NRRL 1555(-) is the source of this 1965-nucleotide messenger RNA. RefSeq lists its product as hypothetical. The transcript is spliced from 9 exons. Gene Ontology annotation, biological process: maturation of SSU-rRNA from tricistronic rRNA transcript (SSU-rRNA, 5.8S rRNA, LSU-rRNA). Gene Ontology annotation, cellular component: small-subunit processome; 90S preribosome; nucleolus. Bases 99 to 1646 code for a protein of 515 amino acids. Gene Ontology annotation, molecular function: protein binding. The record is from RefSeq and is a predicted model, not a curated record. NCBI's taxonomy places the organism in Eukaryota, Fungi, Mucoromycota, Mucoromycetes, Mucorales, Phycomycetaceae.